Molecule: messenger RNA, 2283 nt
Organism: Fusarium sp. VM40
Lineage: Eukaryota; Fungi; Ascomycota; Sordariomycetes; Hypocreales; Nectriaceae
Source: the annotation of a GenBank genome assembly
AUGGCUCAACCUUCAACCCCCGGGCAGUCCAUCUUUGGCGGGCCAACCCCUGUCGCCGGAUCGAACCAAGUAGUCUUCGCUACCAACGCCAAUAUCAACCAUACCUUAUCGGCCUCGACUUCGCUGCAACCAACUCCGACGCCGCCUUCGGCCGGCUCGUCCUCCAACAAUACCUAUAUCAUGCCAAACUCCCCUGCGAAAGGCCGUACUAUCGCCGAUGGAUACCGACCCAAAGUCACCCGUACGCUAGGACAAAGACCCGCUUGUCUAGUGAAUGCUUCGGUGACGUACUGUGGAAACAAUCAGAUAUACGCAUUUGGAGGAUUCGAUCAAUACACAGAUGAGGUUUAUAAUCAUGUGCUGAGGCUGGACCUCGUUAGCCAUCAAUGGAACCUUGUCGACAACUAUGGUGAUAUCCCUGGGGUGCGAAUGGGACACACUGCGACACUUCAUCAAGGAAGCAAACUACUGGUUUUUGGCGGCGAGAACGAACAUCGAACCUACUUAUCCGACCUUAUUGUCUUUGACCUCAAGACCGCCCACUGGACUCAACCCCAAGUCUCGGGUCCGAUACCGAAAGGGAGAGCGAGACAUGCUGCUGUCUUGCACGAAGACAAGCUGUUUAUAAUUGGAGGCAUAACCGGUCAGAACAACUAUGUGCUGGAUGACAUUUGCUACCUUGAUUUAAAAACGUUCACCUGGUCCAAGUCAUGGCGCUUCGUCGGACGAUUUGACCAUUCGGCAUACAUUUGGGGCGAUCGAGUAUGGGUGUUUGGAGGUUUGAGUGAGGACAUGGACAAGAUCAGUGACCUUUGGUGGUUGGACCUGAAAGGAAGUCCACAGUUUGACUCUCGGCCCCAAAUCGGUAUCUUUGAUCGGGGGGCCCUGUCAACUAGAACUAGCAGCUCUCCUCGACCCCCCUACACAAUGCCACAAGCACCUGUCGUGGGUGCCUCUGGAUACGCCGCCAAUUCUCGAACAGCUCAAGUCAAUCCACCAUCAGUCCAGAUCAAGUCAUAUGCGCCGUUGGCUCCGGGGUCAAUAUCUGCUCUUAAGUUCAUGUCUGGACCGUCGAUACCAUCACAAGGCUCGGGCCUUCAUUUCCAUGCCUACUCGUCGGGUACUCUCCUCGAUUUCGUCACACCCGCCGCUACUAUCACGUCGAGAGAAUGCUCGCUAUCGGCAUUGGAUCUCGGCACACUUCGCUGGACAAAACUUGCUGCGGGGCGUGAGAUCUUCAAGACAGGCUACAGAUGGCAUUAUUGCUGUAUGAAUGAAGAUGGCACCAAAUCCUGGCUGUUGGGGUGCCCGACAGAUCCUGCUAUAACGGACAUUGGGCCCAAUGGCUAUGAGGAAUAUCUUAGUGACAUUAUGGAGAUCGACCUCCGUCGAUAUGGUUUCCUCGGCGACAAUUUGACCCCAGAACCAAGGGCAGAAUCAAGACCGUCUGCAAUGACUAGAGCUAUGGAUCAACCUUCUAAGGGGCUUGGCUCGGAUCUGGCGAAGCUCUUUAACCAGCCGCCCGAGACAGGAAGCGGUACUGACUUUAUCAUUACUGCACUGGCCGGAGACUACGAUGACGAUGAAACGCUCAGUUCCAGUCUGAUCCGUAAUGAUGAUACGCCACAAAACCAAAGCUGGCUUUCAGCAGAUGCACCGACCUCGCAACCCAUCCAUGUCCACAAACUCAUCUUACAAGCUCGUUGGCCACACUUUGCGCGUCUUUAUAACGCCCAAAUGGCCGAGUUUCACACCAAGAAGAUGCAUAUUCCUGAACCUUACAGUGUAGUCAAGGCUUUCCUCUAUUAUCUAUACACAGACAGUAUCCGUGGCACAUCGGACAAUGAUGGCGAUGUAACCACAGCGCUUUCUGACGUGGCUGGCCUCUUGGUCAUGUCCAACAUUUACAACAUUCCUCAUCUUCGCCUUCUUUGCGUCAAUCGCCUUGCUAAAGAACUUGAUGUCGACCAUGCUUGUAUCAUCUGGUACUGCUCGGGGCUCGCUAACGAAGAGUGGCUGCGCAAACGUGCCGCUGGAUUCUGCAUGACGCAUUGGGGCCGCAUCGUUCGCACGCAGGGCUUCCUUCGACUACCACGCAAUGCGCUCGUCGAGCUCUCGCAAGAGAUCGACAUGGAGGGGCGGGUAAUUGGGGGAGAAGAGCUCGAAUGGGGUGGUAUGAACGACAGCAUGGGUCAUGACGCUCGUAAGGAGAGCAUCAGUAGUAACCAAACGCAGAUGAUCGAGUCUGAAGUCGACGAAGAUGACGGUAUGGAAAUGUCCUGA